Molecule: messenger RNA, 669 nt
Organism: Bombyx mandarina (wild silkworm)
Lineage: Eukaryota; Metazoa; Arthropoda; Insecta; Lepidoptera; Bombycidae
Product: ATP synthase mitochondrial F1 complex assembly factor 2 homolog l(2)k14505
Biological process (GO): mitochondrial proton-transporting ATP synthase complex assembly
Cellular component (GO): mitochondrion
Source: RefSeq, a predicted model, not a curated record
UUUACAUGUACUUAAUACACUUGAGAUUUAUAUUUUAUCAUAAACUAUUAUUUUUUUAAAUAUAGAUCUUCGGUUUCAUUCAACAUACAUUCACAUUGUAAAUAGAGAAUAAUUGUAUUUUCAAUUUAAUGAAUACCUGUACCUACGAACGCUACGUUAAACUACAGUUGUGAUUGUAAACACUAGUUAUAAUAAUGAGAAUAUUUACUCUGGCUUCUGGUAUUUCAACUUUACUGAAAACACGAUGUACCCUAUGCAGUAUAUAUCGUCCAUAUGCUACACGUAAAAGAUUUUAUAAGGGGACAGCUGUGAUUCAGAAUGACAACAAAUGGGAAGUGACUUUGGAUCAUCGACGUCUAAAAACACCAAAUGGGAAUGUAUUAACCGUAGGGAAUGAACCUCUUGCUCGUGCUGUUGCUGUAGAAUGGGAUUCACAAAAUGAAACAAUUUCACAAGCCACCAUGCAUUUGGUAAGAGCGAAAUUGAUUAACUAUAGUCAAUAGGACAUGGCAGAGUAAUUAAGUACCUAUACAAAAUUUGUAUUAAAUAACUCUAUACAUUGUUAUAAAAGUUGUUGUAUUCUAUUUAAUUGAAACACUUCAGUCAAACGUUAUAAAUAAAAAAGAAUGAAUCAACAGUGUCUUGUGUUAUGUUAAAUUCUGAUUUAGU